Molecule: messenger RNA, 2606 nt
Organism: Penaeus indicus
Lineage: Eukaryota; Metazoa; Arthropoda; Malacostraca; Decapoda; Penaeidae
Exons: 2
Coding region: 118-2211 (697 amino acids)
Biological process (GO): G protein-coupled receptor signaling pathway
Cellular component (GO): membrane
Molecular function (GO): G protein-coupled receptor activity
Source: RefSeq, a predicted model, not a curated record
UUCAGAGCCAUCAAGAGUUAAGUGUGGCGCGACCGUUGCACGUUUGGGUUCCAACUUUUUUCUCUAUUGUCAACCUGAGUUAUUGCCGUAAUCUGUCGUUUCAAAGACUGCGUGGUGAUGCGAGUGGCCGCGGGAGGGCGGGCAGGAGGGCCUCCCCCUCUGAUGUUGGCGACAGCGUUCGCACUGCUGGUGUCUUCGGCUCAGCUCUGUGAGAUGUCGUCCAGUAUGAGUAGAGAUUUAGCCCCGCAGCAGAAAUCCGGCGACGUGUCUCCAACGGAGGAAUUGGUUCGUCUGGCUAAGGAGAAGGCAGACGCCAUGUACAUGCAACAAAACAGUUCAUUUGUUUUCUCUAAUCCGUCGAGCGAAUUCCCAACCAGGGCAGAAAGGAGGAAGUCCUUGGGUUCAGGUGUAAUACAGCGCCAAGGUCGAGAUAUAUGUUCACAUAAAAAUAUUUCUUCAAUGCAGCAAUUUUUGCAGUAUUCCAAAGAGUGCUUAAAGUCUGUGAGUGGCGUCUCAAAAAGAGGCAGUACACUCCAGUUAUGUUUCAAUAAAUAUCGGCAAAUACAUAAAACGCCACUUGCUCCUACGCCAGUUAAGCAUUACUUAAGCAAAGGGAAGUAUCUGAAAAUCUUCCACCAGCGGGACUUCAUUGACGUCUGCCUCCCAUUGUUCAGGCAAUAUGGUAAAUGUGAAGAGAAGAGAUACUCUACGUUUUGCGUGGAGAGUGGGACUCUCUUCCUGCACACUCGCUGGUGCCAGAGGCCCUCAGAAGAGGACAAAUAUUUCGAGGUCCUCUGGGCCGUGUCCCUGAUGAAAAACGACUACGAAUGCUUUGACCACAUAUGUGAUGGCUCAUAUAGGGUCAUUGUACGUGAAGUGAACGAUAUCGUCGUCCAAUUGUUACGACUUGACCAAGGAUCUACUAGCAGAGCGUGCGGUUACCUUUACAGGAAUCAGGAAAUUAGAAAUAAUGUUAAUGUUAACAUGACCACUGUCUGGACAAUGAACAUUUUCUCCCCCUGCUGUUAUUCUUUUUACCAAGUCACGUGGAUGGGGCUCCCUGAGGAGAAAGGACUCAACAGGUUCUGGGAUUACCUCCCUCUGUCGUGUCGCGUUGGAGAGAUUGUCAUGGCGACGUCGGUGGCGUUCAUAGGCGUGUCCGGAACGAUCGGGAACCUGCUGGUGGUGACGGUGAUUCUGAGAAGCGACCACAGGAGCGAAGAGUCCAGCAUCCUCCGCACCUCACUCGCGUUCGCGGACUUGUUUACCAGCGUCUUCGUUGUCAUCCCGGCCUUUUAUGAUCAUCUGCUACCGAUCAUGGGACACCUCGAAUUCAAUGAAUACAGUGUAACGGUACACGAGACAAUGCAAACUGUAGUGCUCUUAAACUAUGAACACCUUAAAGCAGUAAAACAUGGUUAUCACUUAUUUCAAGGUUUAGUAUUUGGGGUGUGCUCGUUCGUUUCUCUCCUCACGCUCUUUUUGCUGAGUGUCGAGAGAUUUAUUUUAUCGGGGCGCGUACAUCGCUAUCAGCAUUACUUCACGGUCCCUCGGGUCAAGAUCGCCAUCUUUUUGAUUUGGUCAGUGGCCGUUAUAGACACCCUCUUCUACAUGUAUGAUGGAGAUGGUUCGUUCUCGGUGACGUGGUCGAGCAUACUUAAGUUGCCCAUUUCUACAUCUUUUAAAAAAAUUGGAGAGGUGUUGCGAUGGAGUUACUCCCUCCACAUAGUUGUGUUGUCGAUACUAUGCAUCUUGACUGUGAUAACUUCCUUGGUGUCAAUUGGCACCUUUGUGCAGGAACAAGCGAAGGUCGUAGCAGGUUGGAAGGAACGGAACAUGAGGGUUUCAGGUCCGUAUCAGAAGGAAAAUCGCCAGAUCCUAGCGACAAUGUGCAUUCUCACUUUCCUCUUCAUGGUGUCGACUAUUCCCUGCGGCGCGUACAUCGUCGUGAACCUGACGGACGCCUUCUUCGUCCAGGAGGACCUUUUGCGAUACCUGGGCUGGUGGACGUUCCUCUCCGGGUGCUCAUGGAACCCUUGGGUCUACAACAUGCGGAGUCGCCAGUUCCGGCAGGAGGUCGUCGAGGUUCUGCGGGCGAUGCUUCCCCUGUGGCUGAGGAGGAGGGCGCAGCGACCCGAGGCGGCCGAGAGGCAGAGGGAGAGGAGGAGGGCUCAGAUGAGGAUGCUGAGGAGGCUCGAACUCGUUGAUUAGAGUCUGCAUCAACUUGAGUUUACGAUUAAUUUUGUUAGUAUCACUUUAUGCUUUAGUAAAUAACGAUUAUGACUGAUUUAACUACGAAUUAUGUUUAAAAGAGUACUUUUGGUGUCAAGCCUAAUAAAUAUCUUGUACCAAGUCGUAUCUGAGUUUAUAUGAUAUGGUCUCUUAUAGUACAUAAUACACAAAGUUUUUUUCUGAUAAUUACAUUGGGGAUGAAUUAAAAACAAUAGGUAAAUUACAUAAGGAUUUUAUGAUACUACCUCAUAAAGCUUCAAAAAGGAUACGGUCUGAAAUUCUGGUUCCUAUAUGCAACAGAUAUGGAAAUACACCAGUGUACUUGUUUAAGAAAUAAUAGAGAUUAAGAUUUUCAAAAGAUAUUAAAAUUUGUA